CGAUAUAGAUAAAAACGUUCGUUUGGUUGUUUAUUACAAACAUUGAUUGAUUUGAUAGUAUUAAAUAAACGUUUACCUGCUUAUUUGUUACGGAAAUAACAAUGGGAGAUAGAUAUAACAUCCACAGUCAGUUGGAGCAUUUGCAGAGUAAGUACAUCGGCACUGGGCACGCGGAUACAAACAAAUACGAAUGGCUUACCAAUCAACACCGUGACUCGCUCGCCAGCUACCUUGGGCACUACGAUAUGCUGAGCUAUUUCGCAGCGGCGGAGAACGAAUCGAAGGCUCGGAUUAGGUUUAACAUAAUGGAAAAAAUGGUGCAACCCUGCGGACCGCCACCGGAGAAGCCGGAAGAAUAAUUUAUACGAAAUAAAAACUGCACUCAGACUAUACUCUGA
Molecule: messenger RNA, 398 nt
Organism: Sabethes cyaneus
Lineage: Eukaryota; Metazoa; Arthropoda; Insecta; Diptera; Culicidae
Gene: Sf3b5
Product: splicing factor 3B subunit 5
Exons: 1
Coding region: 102-359 (85 amino acids)
Biological process (GO): mRNA splicing, via spliceosome
Cellular component (GO): precatalytic spliceosome; U2 snRNP
Source: RefSeq, a predicted model, not a curated record